AUGCCUGCCGCACGUCAAACUCGACCUAAGCCAGUGCAAUGCACGGUGGCAUACCGAUAUCUCUCCCAGUUCCUUCACAGCAGCCCGGCGUCUCCUACCCUGCCAACAUCCCCUGGAACAGCAUUCAACAGCAACAAAGCUGCCACUGUUACCAGCGCAAGCUGCCAGGAGACCUCAGACGUUCCGCCUUUAACUCACUCUCCCGCCGCAACAGUGGUCUCGGCAGACGACAGCCCCCUGACGCCACCAGGGAACGGCCCAGCGGACAAAUUCACCUUCUUACAGGACGACAUGUUAGAGUCCAAGGCUACAACUCUUACUCCUUCGAUUCUAUCUGCGGAUGGAUCAUUCGUCAAGCAAACUCAGCAGUGCGUGGACUCAAUUGCCCGUCCGGUCUAA
This is a messenger RNA of Arthroderma uncinatum, 399 nucleotides long. RefSeq lists its product as uncharacterized. The record is from RefSeq and is a predicted model, not a curated record. Bases 1 to 399 code for a protein of 132 amino acids. Lineage: Eukaryota; Fungi; Ascomycota; Eurotiomycetes; Onygenales; Arthrodermataceae. The transcript has a single exon.